Racocetra persica is the source of this 428-nucleotide messenger RNA. NCBI's taxonomy places the organism in Eukaryota, Fungi, Glomeromycota, Glomeromycetes, Diversisporales, Gigasporaceae. The record is from the annotation of a GenBank genome assembly.
ACAAAUUCUUUACCAACCAUAACCCUACAGCUAAUGGUACUACUACGACUCUAAUCCAAGGCUUCAUCACAGACACGUUCAAACAGAAUCUAAAAGCAAUCACAUUUACCGAAAACAAAAUGAAACCUAAUGCAGUCAAACUGCUUCAUAAAAUCUGCAAAACAAUACACAAUCAAAUAUGGAAAAAUCGCUGUAAGAUAACGACUCAAAAUACAAAUAAUGAUCAAACACAACAAACAAACAGCAACUCUACAAAAAAUACUAACCAACAAAAUACACAGACAAAUACAAACAACAAUAUACAACAGACAGCCCAGACUAAAUGGGAAAAAUGGACCAAACAAUACUACAUGUACAAUACAUCCCUAAUACAAUAUGCCAAAUGCAAUCUAAGUGAGAACUUGGUGUCUUCUCUUAGUAGAGCCUAG